AUGUCUCAUGAUAAAUCGAAAAAUAAAGAUUCUUCAACACCAAUUUAUAGUACAACUGAAAGAAAUGUAAAAUCGUGUCCAGCAUCGCCUACUCGUCCUCUCGAUAUCGAUGAUUUAUUUUCAUCACCUGAUAAUAAUAAACCAAAUUUAGAAAUAUUAAAACAACAUUUAUUAUUAGAAGGACGUUUAACAGAGAAUGCUGCUUUACAUAUUAUCGAAGCAGGUGCAAACAUACUACGUGAAGAGCCGACUAUGAUUAAUAUCGAUGCACCAAUUACCAUUUGUGGAGAUAUACACGGUCAAUUUUAUGAUUUAGCAAAAGGUCACGAAAUUGUCGAUUCAAAACAAAAAACAACAGCUUAG
Molecule: messenger RNA, 363 nt
Organism: Didymodactylos carnosus
Lineage: Eukaryota; Metazoa; Rotifera; Eurotatoria; Philodinida; Philodinidae
Source: the annotation of a GenBank genome assembly